Messenger RNA from Carica papaya (papaya), 1147 nucleotides. Its product is annotated as SGNH hydrolase-type esterase superfamily protein. Lineage: Eukaryota; Viridiplantae; Streptophyta; Magnoliopsida; Brassicales; Caricaceae. The record is from RefSeq and is a predicted model, not a curated record.
UGCUCUGCUCUGCUCUGCUUUUACUCUCUCUUCAUUUAAACCCCACUCACACCGUGAAAUGCACGCGAGCGCCCUCUUUCCCUUUCCUCACCAACCGGAGUGUGAAUUGAGCUCGGUGAUUCCUGUCUCUUGCUUCUGCGUCUUCAUCAAGAAAGAGAGAUGGUGGGACCGGUAAGACCUCAAUUCGUUCUCUUCGGCUCCUCCAUCGUCCAGCUCAGCUUCAGCAAUGGUGGUUGGGGCGCUAUUCUAUCCGAUAUUUACGCUCGCAAAGCAGAUGUAAUCUUGCGAGGAUACUAUGGCUGGAACUCGACACGCGCUGUACAGUUCCUCAAUGAAGUUUUCCCGAAGGAUGCAGCCAUACAGCCUUCUUUGGUGAUUGUCUAUUUUGGUGGUAAUGAUUCAAUGGGUGCUCACCCAUCUGGCCUCGGCCCCCAUGUACCACUUCCAGAAUAUAUUGAGAAUAUGCGAAAGAUUAUAGUUCAUCUGAAGAGUCUCUCGGAUUCAAUACGGAUUAUUGCUCUUACUUGUCCUCCUGUGGAUGAGGACAGAAUUCGUGAGACCAGAAGUAAAUUUCUAAGUGAGCUGGUUAGGACAAAUGAGCUAUGUGGAAUGUAUUCAGAAGCUUGUAUAAAGCUCUGCGAGGAACUGGAUGUAAAAGUGGUUGAUCUUUUCACUGCACUUCAAAAAGGAGAUGAUUGGAAGACUUGCUUUACAGAUGGAAUUCAUUUAUCUGCCGAGGGGAGCAAAAUAGUCGUGGAGGAGAUACUAAAAGUGAUAAAAUCCGCAGAGUGGAAGCCAUCUCUUCAUUGGAAGUCUAUGCAGACUGAAUUCUCAGAGGACUCACCUUACGAUCUUGUCGCUGCUGAUGGGAAAACCACGUUGAACCCUUCUGAGUGGACAAUUCACCGUGAGAUCCAAUGGGACUAAGGCUGCUGAAAUACCUGCAACCUGGAGGAGCUCCAUUCAGGAAAUUGAAGAAUGAAAUGCUUUAUGCAUGGCCAUGCUUCAUAAAAAAAAAAAGGGAAAAGAAAAGAAAUUGAAACUAAGACGAUAGAGGUGGACAGACAAAGAAGUGUUGAAAUUCAUAUCUAAACCCUGAAUGGUUUCACAUUACAGUUAUGCUUAUGGGAAAAAGUUUAUGCUUGAA